Messenger RNA from Thlaspi arvense, 579 nucleotides. The record is from the annotation of a GenBank genome assembly. Lineage: Eukaryota; Viridiplantae; Streptophyta; Magnoliopsida; Brassicales; Brassicaceae.
AUGGCCGGAGAAGAAGAUCCUGAAGCAACUCCGUCGUCGCCGGAAUAUAAACCUUUACUUGCAUCAAGUCACGAUCCAAACGACGACGUUCUAAUCUCAAAUUAUUCCAAGAACGCCCGACGCCGUUUCAUCGUCUCUAUAUUUCUCAUAUCUUUUGCCUCGAUCCUCAUCUACAUCUUCUGGCCGUCGGAUCCACGCAUCAAGAUCGUACGGGUCAAGAUUUCCCACGUGCACGUUCACCGCCGUCCGGUGCCGUCAAUAGACAUGACGAUGCUCGUGACGCUCAAAGUAUCCAAUGCUGACGUGUACUCUUUUGACUUCACGGCGCUUGACGUGGCGAUUGAUUACAGAGGGAAGACGUUAGGUCACGUGAAUUCAGAUGGUGGGCACGUGAGGGCCAUGGGUUCGUCUUACCUGGAAGCGGAGACGGAGCUGGACGGCGUCACGGUGUUCUCUGACGUCAUUCACCUGAUUAACGAUUUGGCUAAGGGGUCCGUCGAAUUUGACACCGUUACGGAGACCAACGGAAAACUUGGCGUUUUGUUCUUCCGUUUUGCUUUGAAGGUAAGGCAAAAGUAG